GCGGUGGGCGGGGCAAGGGACCCGUCUCACAAGGCGACGAGUGGUUGGAACCUUCCCUCGCCUUCCCCUUCCCCUUCCCCUCCCAGGAUAGGCUGGGACCCGGCACCGGAGCUAUCCCGUGGCCGCUGCGGCCUCAGCUCCAGCCGGGCCGGGGUACGGAGAGUCCAGACCGCUUCCAGGGCGAGUGCUCCUGAUUGUGACAUCACAUCCAUCCCCUUGGCGAUGGAGCUUGUCACUAGGAAGGAAGACUCAGUCGGACAAUAGCCAACAAGAUGGGUUACUGGGAGCGUCUCCUGAGUGGCACUGAGUGGAGGCCUCAGGGGGUUGGAGCCUUGUGAACAGGGAACCUACCCCCCAACACUUGGAAGGACCUGGGUUUCAGUGAUGAGACAUGGGGUAUGAUGUAACCCGUUUCCAGGGGGAUGUUGACGAAGACCUUAUCUGUCCUAUUUGCAGUGGAGUCUUGGAGGAGCCAGUCCAGGCACCUCAUUGUGAGCAUGCUUUCUGCAAUGCCUGCAUCACCCAGUGGUUCUCUCAGCAGCAGACGUGUCCGGUGGACCGUAGCGUUGUGACGGUCGCUCACCUGCGCCCAGUACCUCGGAUCAUGCGGAACAUGUUGUCAAAGCUGCAGAUCGCCUGCGACAACGCUGUGUUUGGCUGUAGUGCUGUUGUCCGGCUCGACAACCUCAUGUCUCACCUCAGCGACUGCGAGCACAACCCCAAACGGCCUGUGACCUGUGAGCAGGGCUGCGGCCUGGAGAUGCCCAAAGAUGAGCUGCCAAACCACAACUGCAUUAAGCACCUGCGCUCCGUGGUGCAGCAGCAGCAGACCCGCAUUGCAGAGCUGGAGAAGACCUCCGCCGAGCACAAACACCAGCUGGCGGAGCAGAAGCGAGAUAUCCAGCUGCUAAAGGCAUACAUGCGUGCAAUCCGCAGUGUCAACCCCAACCUUCAGAACCUGGAGGAGACAAUUGAAUACAACGAGAUCCUAGAGUGGGUGAACUCCCUGCAGCCUGCAAGAGUGACCCGCUGGGGAGGGAUGAUCUCGACCCCAGAUGCUGUACUCCAGGCUGUAAUCAAGCGCUCCCUGGUGGAGAGUGGCUGUCCUGCCUCUAUUGUCAACGAGCUGAUUGAAAAUGCCCACGAGCGGAGCUGGCCCCAGGGUCUGGCCACCCUAGAGACAAGACAGAUGAACCGGCGCUACUAUGAGAACUACGUGGCCAAGCGCAUCCCUGGCAAGCAGGCUGUGGUCGUGAUGGCCUGUGAGAACCAGCACAUGGGCGAUGACAUGGUGCAGGAGCCAGGGCUUGUCAUGAUCUUUGCGCAUGGCGUGGAAGAGAUAUAGGAGCUCUCGACGGGCUAGCAGGAAGAGAUGGCGACCAGAAAACCCAUCACUCCAGCACCUGGCUCCCGAGUCCUCCCUACUAUCCACAGAACCGUGGCCUACAUUUGGGCCGCACGUUUCCCUACACUUCUGGCACUGAAGGGCCCAGGGCACUUUGCUCAGCCUUUCAGGUGGGAAACCCAGAUUCCUUCCUUUUGCCUAAUUUCUUCCCCUAAGAUGUCUGUAAAUUUUCAGUCAGUUUGGGAAAAGUCCCCCACCUCUAUAUCUGUUUUCCUGCCUAGGGUCCCUGGUUCUAGAUAUUUUUAGAAAGCACAAAGAACUCAUUUUCUCUAGAGGAUCAGGGUGGAGUGAGGACUAUCUGAUCGUUCCCCCUCCUCCAAAACCAGGGAAUCAGAGCGGGCAGGCCUUUUGACACUAAACAACGUGCGAGGGCAGCUCUGGGGAGCAGACAUCCUGAAGAAAUGGUAAGGGUGGGAUCAAAACCCUAGAAAUAAGCAGUGAGGCCAGGAACUGAUGGCCCUUAGGGGAAGACAGGACCUCUGUGCCAAGCAAUACCCUGUCCAGCCCACCUUCCGGGUGCAGGUUCCUGCUGCUGCUGCAGGUGUACAGGCUAGGAUGCCGGAAUUUUCCAGAUGAGUUCUGCUUUCUGACAUUUUCUCAUAGUUAGGGAAUGACAGGGUUGGGGGUAGGGGAUUAGUCUGUUGGGGUGGAUGUGCUCAGCAAGAAGCAGCUCUCUGGCUUUUGCUGAUAUCAGGUAGGCACUGCCUCUGGCAUGGGCCGUAAUAGUUCCAUAGACCCCCUCUCCAACCCUGUGAUUGUAACUGGUUAUUUUGAUAAUUUCCUUUGGCCAUUGUUUGUAUUUCCUUCCCCCCCACUUUUUUUUUUUUUUUUUAGAAUGGCCUGGUUAUGGCUACCCCACUUUUCCAGCCCAGCCACAUUGUUGGCGAUCUAAUUUAUUUACUUUUUUUUUUUUAAGAAAGGAAAAAGAAAAAAAAAUUAA
Odobenus rosmarus divergens (Pacific walrus) is the source of this 2345-nucleotide messenger RNA. RefSeq names its product ring finger protein 41 (gene RNF41). The record is from RefSeq and is a predicted model, not a curated record. The transcript has 7 exons. NCBI's taxonomy places the organism in Eukaryota, Metazoa, Chordata, Mammalia, Carnivora, Odobenidae. Gene Ontology annotation, biological process: protein K63-linked ubiquitination; tumor necrosis factor-mediated signaling pathway; positive regulation of JNK cascade. Gene Ontology annotation, cellular component: plasma membrane signaling receptor complex. The coding region runs from base 392 to 1345 and encodes 317 amino acids. Gene Ontology annotation, molecular function: ubiquitin protein ligase activity; zinc ion binding.